This is a messenger RNA of Malassezia restricta, 1617 nucleotides long. Its product is annotated as sphingosine kinase. The transcript has a single exon. Gene Ontology annotation, cellular component: membrane; cytoplasm; intracellular membrane-bounded organelle. Gene Ontology annotation, biological process: sphingosine biosynthetic process. The record is from RefSeq and is a predicted model, not a curated record. Lineage: Eukaryota; Fungi; Basidiomycota; Malasseziomycetes; Malasseziales; Malasseziaceae. Bases 1 to 1617 code for a protein of 538 amino acids.
AUGACCAAGGCAGCCUCACCGUGGGCGUUGCCGGCGACCGUGCAGGGCAAGGCGGCGAGUGUGUGUAUAGCCGACCGCGCACUGGAGGUAGUCGUCGACAAGAGUACGUGGCUGCAUAUCCCUAUCGAGCUCGUUCUUGAUGUGACAUGGACUUCGCCCACUCUGUCCAUCGCCGUGGUGGCACCGCGCCGCCACUUGUGUCACGCUCCACGCGUUCUCUCUCGCACACAGUGGACUGAGCGGCACAAGAAUGCUGCAGAGCUCGAGCCUUUCACGUUUGAGGCGCAGCAUGUCGAUGGCGAAGGCGCUGAGUGGGCUGCUCACGUCAUGCAGCUGGCGUAUCACCGAACGCGACCCCAGCGACGAGUCCUCAUUAUCUGCAACCCGUUUGGCGGCAAGGGACACGCGAAAAAAAUGCUCGAUGAUGUCGUCAAGCCUACAUUCAACGCGGCGCGAUGCACGAUACACGUCGUCGAGACCAAAAAACGCGGUGAUGCGUACCGCUCUUGCGAGUCGCUUGACGUGUCGCAGUACGAUGCGCUUGCGUGUGUGGGUGGCGAUGGCACUCUGCAUGAGAGCCUGAAUGGUCUUGCGUGCCGUACAGAUGCAGCCCAUGCGCUCACGCUCCCUGUCGUGCCGGUGCCGGCCGGCAGCGGAAAUGGCCUGUUUGUGAGUCUGCAUGGCACGGCCGUCGGCUUCUCUGCCGUGCAUGCCUGCCUAAGUGCGAUUAAGGGUGUGCCGUAUACACACGAGCUCAUGACUGUUACGCAACCGCAAGAUGCCUUUACGUCCGCCUACUCCUGUCCCUACACGCUGCAUGGCGUCGGUCCCGACGGACGCUCCUACGUCCAGUACUACUCGUUCAUGUCACAAGCGAUCGGCAUUAUUGCCGAUAUCGAUAUCGGAACCGAGUCAUGGCGCUUCAUGGGUGACGCCCGCUUCGAACUCGGCUACGUCUUGUCCGUGCUGCGGAACAGGCCAUGCCCCAUCACCGUCGAAGUAUGCUUCGGUCCGUCAGGCACGGCUAGCCGAGCUGAUAUGUAUCAUGCCGCGAAGAAGACGCCCGAGCGCAUUCAAGAAUCGCCACUACCUGUCGAAGACGCACACCAACUGCUGCGCGGAAGUGUGCUCGAUCCGCUGCCGACCGCCGACGUGCCGCUGCGCCUGAGCGAGAGCGCUCGGCCACCCACCGAUGAUACCUGGACGCGCCUCGAUGUGUCCGUCUCGAGCGUCUAUGCCGGCAAGGUGCCGUUUGUGUCACGCGGCCUCAUGGCAUUCCCAUACACCUGCCCAAGCGAUGGCCUAAUGGACGUGCUCAUCCAGGACCAACGCACCUCCGCUCUACAGAAGAUCUCUGCAACGCUGCAUGGCGAGUCGGGUGAUCAUAUUUUUGACCGCGGCAUGCACUACAUCAAAGUCCACGCAUUACGUAUCACGCCGCACCCCAACACGCCGCGGCGGUUCCUGAGCGUCGAUGGCGAAAUGGUCCCGUAUGCGCCAAUCCAGGUCGAGGUGUCGCCACUGCGCAUCACGCUCCUCACCCUCAGCGACGACGAAUGGUCCGCACCGAGUAUCCGCGCACACACGAUCCAAGCACAUGCGAGUCGCUAUCCUUAA